Molecule: messenger RNA, 456 nt
Organism: Plasmodium coatneyi
Lineage: Eukaryota; Apicomplexa; Aconoidasida; Haemosporida; Plasmodiidae
Exons: 1
Coding region: 1-456 (151 amino acids)
Source: RefSeq, a predicted model, not a curated record
AUGACAAAAUUACACCCCAUAACUUACUUGAAGGGAAAUAAAUUUUUUUUCCGAAACCGUAGGAAGUACUACAAUUAUGGAACAACACAAGGGGUGAUGACUCCACAAAUUCUUUGCCAUCAUUUUAGAAGACGCAGAUGUGCAAAAACAAUAUAUCCAUUUUAUUAUGAAAAUUUCUCAACCCUAGAAAGGAAUAAUAACCCGGCUGAAGAUGCAGAUGGACACCAGGAGGGUAACUCGCAUAAGGGCGAUUCUUCGAGGAAAAGUGGAAAGGAGCAGGGGCGGGUAAACGAAGCGAACAAUACGGACGAAGCAAUAAAUGGAACUAAGGAGGAAAGUCACAACGAGAUAAUCUCGACAGAUGAUUCAUUCCAAGAAUUUGGAUACAAAUAUGAAAAGCACGAACCAACCAUGUUUGGUGAUUGGGCCCAUAAUUGCAGAGUCACAGAUUUUUAG